This is a messenger RNA of Suillus bovinus, 390 nucleotides long. RefSeq lists its product as uncharacterized. Gene Ontology annotation, molecular function: U6 snRNA binding. The annotation marks the transcript as partial. Gene Ontology annotation, cellular component: spliceosomal tri-snRNP complex; P-body; U6 snRNP. Lineage: Eukaryota; Fungi; Basidiomycota; Agaricomycetes; Boletales; Suillaceae. The record is from RefSeq and is a predicted model, not a curated record. Gene Ontology annotation, biological process: spliceosomal snRNP assembly; mRNA splicing, via spliceosome; P-body assembly. The transcript is spliced from 5 exons.
UUGCCUCUAUCACUGCUGACUGCAGCCCAAAACAAACCCAUGCUUGUAGAGUUGAAAAAUGGCGAAACAUUCAACGGUCAUCUCGUUAAUUGCGAUAAUUUCAUGAACAUAACACUACGGGAGGUCUACCAAACAAGCGCAGACGGGGACAGAUUCUGGAAGUUGAAGGAAUGUUAUAUCCGCGGUAGCACCAUAAAAUACUUACGUGUACCAGACACGUUGUUAGAUACUGUAAAAGAAGAGCAAGUCCGAGCACGAGAAGCUGGCCGAAGUGCGCGGGGAGGAGGGGGUUCAGGAAUGCGAGGAGGCCGAGGUGCUCCACCCAGAGGUGGCCGUGGAGGUCCAAGAGGUAGCGGACAACGUGGACGAGGGCGUGGACGGGGAGGUUAG